UUUCAGCUGUAUUCAAACGAACCCAAAGUCUCCAUCCUCAAUCCAACAACAUGACUUUAGAGUCUCCUUCCUGGUUGCACUGCAAAUUGCGAAUUGGCAUAGCUGCCUGACACAAACAUGAUUAGUAGAAUUUCACCUCUUAUUGCUUUCCUGCUGCUUCUUUUCUGCAUUCGUUUUCAGUCCACCAACACUACCACCAAUGAUACUGUCACAAAUACCAUCCAACCUGGCCAUUCCCUGAAUACCUCCGAGACCAUUGUAUCCACUAAUGGAAUCUUCGAACUUGGUUUCUUCACUCCAGGAAAUUCAACAAAGUAUUACUUGGGAAUACGAUUCAAGAAAGUUUCUAAGCAGAAUGUUGUUUGGGUUGCAAACAGAGAGUACCCAUUCCCAAAUUCCUCUGCAGCUCUUUGUCUUAAUUCGGAUGGAAAUCUUGUAAUAUCCGAUGGCAGAAUGACAUACAUGGUGGCCAACACUUCAGCUGGAAACGGUACCUAUGCCAUGCUAUUGGAUACAGGUAAUCUGAUAGUCACAGACAAGGUCUUGGAGGUUUUUUGGCAAAGCUUUGACUAUCCAACUGAUACUAUUUUUCCCGGAAUGAUGCUUGAAUUAGAUUUUGUGGCAACAUCAUGGAAGAGUACAGAAGACCCAGCUCCUGGCCUUUUCUCCCUACAGCUGAGUUCUUCGGAUCAGCUAACUCUAAUGGAGGGGUCUAAAGUAUACUGGUCUAGUUCAAUCUAUACUUUUGGGGUUUUAUCCCACAGUAAUUGGUACGGGUACGGUAUUAUUUGGCCUAUGAAUUACACAUCUGAAAUUUCAAAAAUGGUGUUGGAUGUGUACGGGCAGCUUAAACUGCAGUCGUGGUCAGAAGAUGAUCAAAGGUGGCAUUCGUUACAGUCAUCUAGGUGUGGGGAUUAUGCUUUAUGUGGAGCUUUUAGCAUAUGCAAUGAAACUGCUGAAGUACCAUGUGGCUGUUUGACAGGUUUUAGACCUGUUUCUGCCGAUUCUUGGAGCAAAGGGAACUCGUCCAGUGGCUGUGUGAGGGAAACUGAUCUGCAGUGCACUAAGAAUAAUGAUGUUCAGAAUGAUGGGUUUCUUCACAUGUCUAAAGUUGACUGGCCUGAUAAUCCGCGGUAUUUGGACUUUGGCAGUGCUAACGAGUGCCAAUCAGCUUGCUUGAACAACUGUUCUUGUACUGCUUAUGCUUAUAGUUAUAAUGAUUCCAAAUCGCGAGAUGUCAAGCCUCCAUGCUUACUAUGGGGUGGUUCUCUAUUGAAUCUAAAACAACUCUCAGCCGAUGACAUAUAUGGGAUGGAUUUCAAUCUGAAACUUGCUACUUCGGAUUUGGUCAACCAAGACACAAACUCAAGGAAUCAAACAGCAACAGACGCAGUAAAUAACAAUUCAAUCUCUGGAACGAAUAAUAAGAAAUUGGGUGCAUUGCAAAUUUUGGUACUGACCAUGUCUACUCCGUUAGCAAUGCUUACAUUGGGCCUUAUGUUUUAUUAUGUGAGGAGAAAGCUUAGAAAGAAGGGGGAGGAUUUGUUACAGUUAGAUUUAGGCAUGACCCAAACAACAGAAAAUUCUGAGCUUUCUGAAGUAAAUAAGCCUGGAGAUGGUAAGAAAAAGGAAGUCAAAAUGCCAUUGUUCAGUUUAAAAAGUGUUUCUGCUGCAACUGAUAAUUUCUCAGAUGCAAAUAAGCUAGGAGAGGGUGGUUUUGGGCCUGUUUAUAAGGGAAUUUUACUGAAAGGGGGUGAGGUAGCUGUGAAAAGGCUUUCAAGAAGAUCUGGGCAAGGUUGGGAGGAACUAAAAAAUGAGGCAAUGCUCAUUGCCAAGCUCCAACACAAGAAUCUUGUCAGACUUUUGGGCUGUUGCAUUGAACGGGAUGAAAAGAUAUUAAUUUAUGAGUAUAUGUCCAAUAAAAGCUUGGAUUUCUUCCUUUUUGAUCCAGAAAAGCGCAAGAUUUUAAAUUGGGGAACACGGCUUCGAAUCAUAGAAGGAGUUUCUCAAGGGCUUCUUUAUCUUCAUCAAUAUUCUCGGUUCAGGAUUAUUCAUAGAGACCUCAAGGCCAGCAACAUUUUAUUGGAUAGUGACAUGAAUUCAAAAAUAUCAGAUUUUGGAAUGGCGAGAAUAUUUGGAGGAAACGAGUCUCAAGCAAAUACCAAUAGGAUUGUUGGCACUUAUGGCUAUAUGUCCCCUGAAUAUGCUCUGGAAGGCCUCUUCUCAAUCAAAUCAGAUAUUUUUAGCUUUGGCGUCUUACUGUUAGAGAUUGUGAGUGGUCAAAAGAACACUGGUUUUUAUCUAACCGAUUCUCGCCAUCUUCUUGGAUAUGCAUGGGAAUUAUGGACAAGUGAGAGGGGAUCGGACUUGGUGGAUCCUCUACUAGAUGAUGUAUCCUCUAUGCAUGUGGCACUCAGAUACAUUAACAUAGCUCUUCUCUGUGUUCAAGAAAGUGCAGCAGAUAGACCUACCAUGUCUGAAGUUGUCGCAAUGCUAAGCAACGAAAGUGCAGCUCUACCUUAUCCCAAGGAACCAGCUUUCUUGAAUGUGAGAACUGUCGUGAGAGAAAAUCCAAUUAAUAGCAUCACCGAAAUAUGUUCUGUGAAUAAUGCAUCGGUUUCAAUUGUGCAAGGCCGGUAACAUUUCAAAGGGUUAUAUUUCAAAUUUAGUGCUUAGUUCCAUACUUUUAUUCAGACCUUAUAUUUUUCGUUUUCUGUUCAUUUCAAAAUCCACCUAAUAAAGUCAGUUGUGCACUAGUCUUAUAUAAUAAAAGUUCACAAGCUGAAGACAAGAAGAAAAGGAACAGUAAAAGACCAAGACCAGAAAUCAAAGAGAAGAAGAAAAAACGACUACAGUAGCUUAAAGUAUUAGUCUCUUAUACUACAUGUCGUAUUCUAAUGUAUUAUCUGCUUGAUGUAUAAUACUCUUGAAUAUCACGUAACUAGUGGUUGUACAGAUAUCCUAUUUUACAUUGAUAGUACAAUAUAAACCAAUGAUUUUCUUGAAUCUAA
This is a messenger RNA of Quercus robur (English oak), 3011 nucleotides long. RefSeq names its product G-type lectin S-receptor-like serine/threonine-protein kinase At1g11300. The transcript is spliced from 8 exons. NCBI's taxonomy places the organism in Eukaryota, Viridiplantae, Streptophyta, Magnoliopsida, Fagales, Fagaceae. Bases 118 to 2640 code for a protein of 840 amino acids. Gene Ontology annotation, molecular function: ATP binding; protein serine/threonine kinase activity. Gene Ontology annotation, biological process: protein phosphorylation; recognition of pollen. The record is from RefSeq and is a predicted model, not a curated record.